Neolamprologus brichardi is the source of this 2248-nucleotide messenger RNA. It is a transcript of the gene tafazzin, whose product is annotated as tafazzin, phospholipid-lysophospholipid transacylase. The record is from RefSeq and is a predicted model, not a curated record. Gene Ontology annotation, cellular component: mitochondrial membrane. NCBI's taxonomy places the organism in Eukaryota, Metazoa, Chordata, Actinopteri, Cichliformes, Cichlidae. Gene Ontology annotation, biological process: inner mitochondrial membrane organization; cardiolipin acyl-chain remodeling. Gene Ontology annotation, molecular function: 1-acylglycerophosphocholine O-acyltransferase activity.
CCGAAAACUACAUUACCCAUAGUUCAGCGCGUGAUAACGGCUUCCGGGGUUGGUGACCAUCAGCCUGUUAGCAGGAGACAGGAGAAAGGUGAGUGUGUGUGUGGAUGUAGUGUCAGCAGAGCGCCGUGAUGCCCCUGGAGGUGAGAUGGCCGUUCCCUCAAUGCCCCGCUCUGCCGUGGAGGGUCUCCAGCUCACUGAUCAUGGGCAUGGUGGGCUCCUACUCCUACUUCUGGACCAAGUACAUGAACUGCCUGACGGUCCACAACCACGAGGUUCUGUUGAACCUGGUUGACCAGAGGCCUUCGGACACGCCCCUCAUCACUCUGUCCAACCACCAGUCCUGUAUGGAUGAUCCGCACAUCUGGGGCGUCCUGAGGCUCAGGCAGCUGUGGACCUUCAAAAAGAUGCGAUGGACACCUACAGCAUCGGACAUCUGCUUCACUAAAGAGCUGCACUCCAGGUUCUUCAGCCGAGGGAAGUGUGUUCCCGUCUGCAGAGGUGAUGGUGUUUACCAGAAAGGAAUGGACUUUAUUCUGGAGAAGCUGAACAAAGGAGAGUGGGUGCACAUCUUUCCAGAAGGCAAAAUCAACAUGACGGAGGAAUUCAUACGUUUAAAGUGGGGUGUUGGUCGGCUGAUAGCGGAGUGCCCGCUUAAUCCGAUAAUCCUGCCGCUCUGGCACGUGGGUUUGAGCGACGUGCUGCCCAACGUGGAGCCCUACAUUCCUCGCACGGGCAAGAGAAUCACCGUCCUCGUGGGGAAACCGUUCAGUGUCAAAGAUCUCGUUGAAACCCUCCGAGCUGAAAACAAGAGCCAGUUGGAAAUGAGGAAGACCCUGACGGAUUUCAUCCAGGUGGAGUUUCGGAGCCUGAAAGCCCAGGCCGAGGCCCUGCACAUGCAGGUAGAGACCAGAUCCUGAGUCCUAGCCGUCCUGCGUUUGCCUGCAGACACUGGUCCUUCACACAUCAGCCCUGAGGAUAACACCCCAUAUACAGAGAAGCUCCCACACCUCCACACGGAGACAUCACUGAGCCUCAGAGUGUUUUGCUGACAGUCGUAAACGAGCAUUUCUGUAACUUUGGAUGCAACAAACUCAUUUUGUAAUUCAGUUAUUGCUUCAAAAUCAGGUUGGUCCACUGCACACCUAAACAGGACGAGUAGCACUGCAGAUGUGUGAAUGAUUGAUUACAUAUGAGUACAUGGUUUCUCUGGGACCCUUUACAACCAGAAGCCCUCAGGAGAAUUUCUUUUACCUCCUUGGUAUCAGAAGGCAUUUUGACUUUGAUGAUUCAGCUUUUCAUGUCAUCCAACUUUGAAGUCCAGAGCAGCAGCAGAAGCUGGCGUUGAGUCUGAGGAGGAGAGAGGAGGUCAGGUGAUGGAUGGGCGAGUAAAGGGGCCACCUCAUGACCUUUGUGUGUGUGGGGGGAUUGGGGGGGGUGCGGUGAACAAUAGCCUUGAACUUUGUUUUUUUCUUACUGGUGAAACACACAAUAGAUCUCAAAAGGGCAGCAAACCAAGACUAGUUAACUAAGUCCCAGUUACUAGGGUGAGCACCUGGUGACUGCCUGGCAACCACCAGUCACUAUGCAUGAAUAAGUAUUUCCACCAGGUCAGGCUCUAAGUAACAAGGAGGUUUUUCACCUAGCAACAGACAGCAGCCGCUCACCGACGGGUCAUGGAGUUCACGUUUUAUCUGGUAACUUGUUGUCAGUGUGGGAGAAAUGAUCCUGCUCUGAUCGGGCUCUGAAUGCUUUUCUCAGUUUUGCUGAAUUGUUCAAUUUUGAUGAUCUGUUUAACAACCAGUUCUUUUUUCUUUAAGAUGUAAAGCUGCUGUUGUUUAAACUACUAAAUAUUAGUACUCGUCAUGCUCCUCUGUGCAUGAGGAAGUCAAAGUGCUGCAUGCCAGAUGUUUGCAGCUGUUAUCAGAAAGAUGCUCAGGCAGUAAAUGAUUGUUGAGGUAAUCGUACUGUUAUGUUUGAUCAUUGGAUCGCUCCUUGCUGUUUUUCAGUCAUCUCUUAGUUGUGUUGAUAAUUUUCUUUUUCAAUCAAAGUUUUCCUGUUAAUCCUAAAAACCCCUGAAUGCUGCCCCCUCACCGAUGUACAGAACUUAUUUUAUCACAGAGGACAAAAAGGAUUUUAUAAGGGACAAAAUCUGUGCUAAUUUUAUAAGUGCAUCGCCUUAAUGUGAUUGCCACUCUUUCCUAUACUUGAUGUGAAGUCCAAUAAAGAAUCUGACUUUUCUAAGUUUGAA